AUGAAGGCCUUUGCCGCUGCUGUUGCCCUCUUUGCAGGUGCUGCUCUCGCCCACCCUGCCGCCUUGGCUGCCCGUGAUGGCCCCUGUCCCGACCUUCUUUACAGCGUGGCCCAGUGCUGCUCUACUGAUGUCUUGGGUGUCGCUGACCUAGACUGCUCUACUCCCUCGAGUGCCAACGAUGCUGAGGACCUCAAGUCCAGCUGUUCUACCGCAGGUGCUGCUCCCAAGUGCUGCACUAUCCCGGUGGCAGGUUUGGGUGUUCUUUGCAAAGACGUCUAG
This is a messenger RNA of Pochonia chlamydosporia 170, 279 nucleotides long. Its product is annotated as fungal hydrophobin domain-containing protein. The transcript is spliced from 2 exons. Gene Ontology annotation, cellular component: extracellular region. The record is from RefSeq and is a predicted model, not a curated record. The coding region runs from base 1 to 279 and encodes 92 amino acids. Lineage: Eukaryota; Fungi; Ascomycota; Sordariomycetes; Hypocreales; Clavicipitaceae.